AGCGAGGCAGUCGUGCGCGUACCCUUGCACCGUGCUCGUCAUAUCGCGUGUGUCGGAUAUCUCCGUGUUUUUCACUCUCCCAUAAGGAACCUGUACACUUGAUGCGAUAAGAUAAAGUCGACUCGUUUGUCCCCGGUUCAUUGAAAUCUCGCAUGUCUGACUUUAUCCAGAAUUACUUUAUCCAAGAGAUGAUGAGGAGCUCUUGCUCCAGCGAGUUUCGCGCAAAUAGAUGUCCAAGUGUCUGCGGAGUUUGCAAUAGUUUUCGAAGGCUACACCAAAAGUCCUAAUGAAAUGUGUCUUCGCUUAUUCUGUGCACACGAGAAAAGUUCCUCCGGAGAUUGUUUGGAUGAUUGAGAGACUUCAAGUUUCUUUUCCGUACCGUUUCGUUCCACGCAGUGCCUUUGCAUUUGACAGAGACAGGAAGGAGAUACCGAGCGUCUCGUUAAAGGAAUCACGAUAUUGCGAGAAAGCACACGAUAUCAGUCUUGUAGACUAGCGUACGAUGAGGUAGAUAAUAUAUAUGAGAGCGCAAGACUGCAGGUGGAACAAGCGGGGCAGCAGUUAUGACCAAGAUAAGACUGGAGUUGUUGGGGUGCGAGGCUCUUCCUCUGGAAGGGAUGUACCGAUCGCAGCGGCACGACGUUCUAACGCCGCAGAGCAGCCCGGAGUCACGCAACGUUCGUCAGGAGCAACGUAACGGAGCGGAUCGUCUCGAUAGCGUCGCUUCCACGAUAACCCGCGGCGGCAUGUAUCCCUUAGAUCAGCCUGCCAUCGAGCUCGAUCAUCUGCCCAUGCAUCAUAUCCCGGCGAUCCUUCAUCCCACGAUACCAAAAUGCGGUGGAUGCCAGGAAGUUAUUUUGGACAAAUACGUUUUGAGGGUUCUCGAGAGAUGUUGGCAUGCAAGAUGUCUCACGUGUCGGGAUUGCGGUGCCAGGUUGACCGACAAAUGUUUCGCGAGAAACGGCCACGUGUUCUGCAAAGAUGACUUCUUCAAGUGUGGCAGGCGUUUCGGGACGAAAUGCGCGGGCUGCGGCCAAGGCUUGGCGCCUUCGCAGGUGGUACGAAGGGCCCAGGAAUUGGUCUACCACCUGACGUGUUUCUCGUGCGCCCUUUGCUCCCGGCAACUGGACACCGGUGACGAGUUUUAUCUCAUGGAAGAUAGGAAACUCGUCUGCAAACCCGAUUACGAGCAGGCCAAGGCGAAAGAACUGGCAGAUGGGGGAAGCAUAGACGGUGAUCAACCUAAUAAAAGGCCACGAACAACGAUCACGGCAAAACAGCUCGAGACUCUCAAGCUGGCGUACAACACUAGUCCAAAACCAGCGAGGCACGUGCGAGAACAGCUGUCUCAGGAUACAGGCCUCGAUAUGCGUGUCGUUCAAGUCUGGUUUCAGAACAGAAGGGCAAAGGAAAAGAGGCUAAAAAAGGAUGCUGGCAGAACAAGAUGGUCUCAGUACUUCCGUAGUAUGAAGGGCAGUGGUGGCGGUCAUUCGCCUAGACAUGAUAAGCUCCUUGAUAAGGACGAGUUGAAGGUAGACUUGGACUCCACCUUUGGUCAUCACGACUUGAGCAAUGACAGCUACGGAACGGUGGUCAAUAUGGGCCUGGACGGCGAGGGAGCGAGUCCAGGCGGUGGUGGAAACGGAGGCGGGGGUGGACCACCUCGCGGAUAUCUGGGGGCAACGACACCCCCGUAUCUCUCAACGUCCAGAUCGCCGUCCUUACCGCCCCAGUUUCCGUACCCGCCCGAUGCUGGUCUCUCGGUGUACACUACUCUCGGGGGACCAGGCGGCAUGGUGCCAGGACCAGCAUCCGAUCUGAGUAACGAGUCGAGCGGUGGCGGCGGCGGUGGCGGUGGCGGAGGAGGCGGUGGCGGAGGUGGCGGCGGCGGUGGCAGCGGUGGCGGCGGCGGUUAUCCCGACUUCCCACCAUCGCCGGAUUCCUGGCUCGGCGAGCCUCCACCACCGCACGCGCAUCAUCAUUCUCAUCCCCAUUACGCCACAUAACCCGCCAAAAGCGCGCGUCGCCAAAUACCGUAUAGAAUAACGUGCUGUCGGCGCGGGACGUAUGUUUGAAAUCAGCGACGUCGUCGUCGUCGUCGUCGUCGUCGUCGUCGAAGAGAAGUUCAUCUUUACCUCGAACGAAAGAUUUUUCGAAAAUUUUCAAAAUCCAAGAUUUGAACGCGUUCGAUAAAUGUCUGAAUUUAUUUUAGGGUCUUUAAAUGCAGGAUUUAUAUGUACAUGAAAGAUCUAGAAAAGCGAAAGCUCGGUUUCAUUAUUUAUUAAAUAUAAGAAUAAAAUUAUUUUUUUAUAACAUCACA
Molecule: messenger RNA, 2320 nt
Organism: Nylanderia fulva
Lineage: Eukaryota; Metazoa; Arthropoda; Insecta; Hymenoptera; Formicidae
Source: RefSeq, a predicted model, not a curated record